AUUUAAUGCUUAAGGUGAUUGGCUUUAUAUUAUUAAUUCAUUCAGCUAUUUCUUUGAUUAGAUAUAGAAAACAUUUAAUCUAUAAGGAUAUGGCUGAUUAAUACCAUAUACCUCUAGAUGUAUCAAUAUUUUCUUAAUUUUAUAGAUCUUAUUGGAGAUUAUUGUUGGAUUUGCAUUAAACAUGUUUUUUGGAGUUAUUUUAGAUAAAAAAUUUGUUAACAUUCAUUAAUUUCCUCAUAAGAAAACGUAUAAUAUAUAUUUUCUACCAUAGUUAUGAUUAAGCAUUAUAAAGACCUAAUUUUAAAUAACCUGGUGGCAGANUAAUAUUUUUAAGUCUUUAGGAAUGCGUUAGAGAAGAUUAUCAUAAAGCCAGUAUAAUAGUAACUAAUAACCUUGAUUUUAUUUUAUUAACAAUUAGUUUUGCUUUUAUCUUGGGAACUAUUACAUUAUUUACUCUUUAAAUGAAAUAUUUUAUAUCACCAUUUAAUUAUACACUUAAAGAUUAAAGCAAUUUAGUUUUGGUAGGUGUUAUAGCUGGUUUGAUUGGAGAUGUUUGUGUAGGAACUGCAAUAAAGAAGACUUAAUCCUAUAAAAAAGUCUUAAGAAUUUGUAAUAUUUAGUUACGGUUUUAUUUGGAUUCUCAUACUAGCACUUCAUUUAAACAAAGUUUUUUUCUUUAUUGUUUAUUUUUUAAUGUGUGGAAGUUCUGCUAUUAUGGCUUUGACUUUUGA
Paramecium sonneborni is the source of this 731-nucleotide messenger RNA. The record is from the annotation of a GenBank genome assembly. Lineage: Eukaryota; Ciliophora; Oligohymenophorea; Peniculida; Parameciidae.